Molecule: messenger RNA, 1143 nt
Organism: Anolis carolinensis (green anole)
Lineage: Eukaryota; Metazoa; Chordata; Lepidosauria; Squamata; Anolidae
Product: estradiol 17-beta-dehydrogenase 11
Exons: 7
Coding region: 77-979 (300 amino acids)
Molecular function (GO): oxidoreductase activity, acting on the CH-OH group of donors, NAD or NADP as acceptor
Source: RefSeq, a predicted model, not a curated record
UCAAUAGCUGGAUAUGGUACAAAGUCUUUCCAACUAGAAGCAGAGUUGCAGAGCGGAGCGUGCAGCUGGAAGAAAAAUGAAUAUCAUAUUUGAUCUCCUCCAGGUUGUAGUCAUCAUAAUCUACUCCUAUUUGGAGGCCUUAGUAAAGCUUUUCAUCCCCGUGAAGAGAAAGUCUGUGAGUGGCGAGACUGUGCUUAUUACAGGAGCUGGACACGGCAUCGGGAGAGUCACGGCCUACGAGUUUGCCAAGCGUCAAAGCAAACUGAUUCUCUGGGAUAUCAACAAGCAUGGUGUUGAGGAAACUGCUGAAGGAUGCAAAAAGUUGGGAGCCAAAGCCUAUUCUUUUGUGGUAGACUGCAGUGUGAAGGAGGAAAUUUAUGCAGCUGCAGAAAAGGUUAAAAGAGAAAUAGGAGAUGUUACUAUCUUGGUGAAUAAUGCUGGAGUGGUGGCAACAGCAGAUCUCCUUUCCACCAAGGACGAGCAGAUACAAAAAAUAUUUGAGGUCAACAUUCUUGCUCAUCAUUGGACAAUAAAAGCAUUCCUGCCAGCAAUGAUGGAAAGUAACCACGGCCAUAUUGUCACAGUUGCAUCUGCUGGUGGGCAUGUCACAGUCCCUUUCCUGGUGUCUUAUUGUUCAAGCAAGUUUGCUGCUGUUGGAUUCCAUAAAGCCUUGACUCAAGAACUGGCUGCACUAGGAAAAGAUGGCAUCAAAACCUCAUGCCUUUGUCCUGUUUUUAUAAACACUGGGUUUGUAAAACAGCCAAGAUCAAGAUUGGUGCCUAUCCUAGAGCCCGAGAAAGUUGCAAAUGCACUCAUGGAUGGAAUACUUUGCAACCAAAAGAUGAUUUUUGUUCCACCAUUUGUGAAAUUUAAUCUGCUGUUGGAAAGAAUUCUACCUGAGCGUGCCUUGGUGGCUUUAAACAAGAUGCUAAGAAUAGACUUUGAUGCAGUUGUUCAGGGUGAGAAAAAAAAGGAUUAAGUUCAUCAGCGCCUUCUGGGGAUAUCGAGAAGAUCAAGAGUCAGCUCAUCAGAAAUUUGAUUAAUUCCAGGCUAUCUGCAAUGACACUCCUUGGCACACUUUCUGUGAUUUGCAAAAGGAAUCCCAUGCACUUAUUUUAAUAUAUAUUAAAAGUCCCAACGCAA